GAAAGGAAAAGGGGGAGCGUUUAGAGCCGCUGCGUAGCCUUAUACGUACAGUACGCGCUUAUUUAAAUGUAUUAGCUAAUCGAUUCUAUUAUAUUUUAAACAAAAUAAUUAUAUGCUGCUUGAAAUGCAUGCAAUGUGCCAGAGGUAAACCACACAGCAGAAGAGCUAGUAACCAAAUAACCCUUGCAAACCGUUUUAAAGCCAGCAAACCGCGACUUGAUUGUAAUGAACCAAAUAGUUUUUGUACUCACGUCAACAAGAUUUUGACAAGAUUUGUAUAAGAACCGAAACCAAAGUGGAAGCAGAUCGCGGCGCGCGCAAGGCCAUUGUGACGUUUACCGGCCGCACACCUGGUCUCGCGCGGGAUACGCAAAACCCAGGAAACGUUAUGAGUUACGACAACAAGUGAGUUUGAAUUAUAAAAAGUCCCCGUUUGAACCAACGGUUCGACAUUCGCUAAUGUCUUGUUAUUCUCAUUUGUAAGUUGGUUAACGGAUUUUCGGCCAAGCAGUUGUUAAACCGAGACGCAAAACAAGCAUCAAGUGACUAGUGUUCAUGUAUAUUCAGACAACAUUGCUUGGAAGAUCCCGACUAUCCGUCUGUGUGUCAGUCCGAGAUAGAGCGUCCCUGAGGAAGCAGUAAUGACCGAGAGGCACAAUACCAAAAAUGUAAAGCUAGCUUGAGCAAUUUACUUACGUUAUAGCUACAUUUUAAACCAAAUAAUAUUACCAAAAAGAAACAACCUCAAAAAAACAGUCUACUUGACAAACAGCAACCAAAGAAACUCAAGACAAGCGCCAAAUACAAGAGACCAUAGAAGCAAAGCCCAGACGACGACGGAUCAUGUUUGUUCCCUUGCCGGUGCCGUUGGUGUUUCAGAGAACCGCUCCUGAUUUCAGCGCCUGGCGACUCAAGUCUCCGCUGCCUCUGCGCUCCGGUAACUCCGUCGAUAUCAGGAUGUCUAAAGCUAUGGAGGAUGACAAGACGGGGACUGAGCUUCCAGUGGACAGUACAGACUCUGAGAGGAACAGUCCAGAGGCCAGCGAUCAGACCCAGCCGAUGAAAACAAGUCCUUUCUGCCUUUCCCCUGCACCCAGCAACACAAAGGUGAAAGGAGAGGAAGCCGCUGAGAUGACCAGUGUUCACGCUCCUCCACCUCCUCCAGCUCAGCCGGCUCUGCCACACACACAGCUCAUGCUAGCAGGCAGUCAACUCGCAGGGCUGGCUGCUCUCCUCCCGGCGCAGCAGCAGUUGUUGUUGCAGCAGGCUCAAGCGCAGCUCUUAGCCGCAGCCGUGCAGCAGUCCAAUGCUGCGCAUGCCGCCCACGCAGCCGCCGCCGCCAAUCAGCAGCAGACGCAGCAGCAGGCCAAUCAGGCCGCAGCACAAGCCCAGUCUCAAGCCAAAGCUGAGCAAGCACCACCUCCGCUGCUGUCACAGCCAAUCCAGCUCACUGCCCAGGACAUUCAGCAGUUGUUGCAGUUGCAGCAGUUGGUCCUGAUGCCUGGUCAUCCUCUGCAGUCUCCGGCUCAGUUCCUGCUGCCUCAAGCCCAGGCUCAGCAGGGUCAGCAAGUUCGUGCAUUCUCAGGUUUGCUCUCGACGCCAAAUUUGAUUCCUCUACCUCAGCAAAGCCCAGGGAGUCUCCUGACCACUCCACCUAGACUGGGCCUUCAAGCACAGCAUCAUCUUGACGACAGGCUGUGGUCAUUGCAGAGGGAGAAGAGUGUGGAGAGUGUGGUCAGCUCCGCCCCUUCCUCAGCCCCGCCCAUGAGCUCCGCCCCCACAAAUACACCACACCCAGAGGAGCCCAGUGACCUGGAGGAGCUCGAGCAGUUUGCCAGAACAUUCAAACAGAGGAGGAUUAAACUCGGCUUCACACAGGGUGAUGUGGGUAUGGCCAUGGGUAAACUGUACGGCAAUGACUUCAGUCAGACCACCAUCUCCCGCUUCGAGGCUCUCAAUCUCAGCUUCAAGAACAUGUGCAAACUCAAGCCCCUGCUGGAGAAAUGGCUGAGCGAUGCAGAAACCAUGGCUAUAGACAACAUGCUGCCGAGCCCCAGCUCUCUGUCCUCCCCUUUGCUGGGUUUUGAAGGUUUGCCUGGACGCCGCCGCAAGAAACGCACCAGCAUCGAGACCAACGUUCGCAUCGCCCUCGAGCGCAACUUCAUCUCGAACCAGAAGCCUACCUCUGAAGAAAUCCUGCUGAUGGCCGAGCAGCUCAACAUGGAGAAAGAGGUCAUUCGCGUCUGGUUCUGCAACCGGCGGCAGAAAGAGAAGCGUAUAAACCCCUCCAGUGCCACCCCUCCACUGCCCACUCAGCCUCCAGCACCGACGCACAAAGCUCCCUGCUACAGCCCGCACAUGAUGUCCAGUCAGGCACUGGCUCAAGUUGCAACCAGUCUCAGCACAACAGCGGUCAGUCCCACCCCUUCUGUGGCUUGUUCUCUAACCACCAGUGGACUUGCAGCCAUGAGCUCCGCCCCUUCCUCUGUGACUCCGCCUCCUCUCAGCACAGUCAGCCCCACCCCGCCCAGCCUCAGCAGCCCUGGCCUGAACACAGGGAACACAAUGAUGGGUGUAAGCACAGGAAUGAACCAGGCCCUCAUCAGCAGCAACCCACUGGCCACAAUGCAAGCCCUGGCUGCCAGUGGUGGCCAGAUGUCCAUUUCCGCUCUUGAUGGCAGCGGUCAGAUGUUCCUGGGUGGAGCUGGAGGUCCAGGAGCUGGACUUCGCCAGUCCCUCUUCCUGAACCGGCCCACUUUACUGCCCCUGGCGAGGGGCGCGGGCAUGGGUCUGAUGGGCCCAAGGGCCUCCCCUCCUCCUGGCCCAGACUCCUGCUCUAUCUCCCCCUGCUCAAGCCCCGCCUCCUUCUGCUCAUUAGGCGAAGCGUCACCGCCCCAUCUGGGUGGAGCUAUGGCAGAGUGACACCCACAACGACCUGCUGCACUCGAGGGGAGUCAGAGGGGCGGAAGAAAGAAGACAAACACGACUCGCCUUUUCAACCAAAGCCAUCUCUCACUCCCUCCAUUUCUCUCUUGUGCUCUCUCUCUCUUUCAUAAUGUCUUUUAAUGCCAAAAAUAUAGAGAAAUGAGCAGAAGAGAACAGGGAUGAGGAGAGAACUGGAUAAGGGGGACUGUUUAAACCAAAAAAAUUGAUCUAUAAGGAGAGGUGGCUUCAACGGAGCUACUUUAAGAAUGUACAUUUAUUCCUUUCUGAGUGGGACAAACCUACACGAAUAGAUGAAUUUGAGGGCAGGGUUGAGAGCCAAAAAAAAAAAACUUUAUGAAUGAAUAACAACAAAAAAAGAAAACGGGUGGCAGCGAAUGGAACAAAGGAAGGACAUCUGACAAGUGUCACUGGAUGGUAGAAAGAGAAACCAAAAAUAAACACAUGGAAGAAGAACGGAGAGACUCACAAAGACAAAAAAUGCCAAAACCAAAAUACCAAAAACCAAAACCAAAAUCGGAGAGAAAAGCUUUACCUAAGACUUUGAAACCUGACUUGUCCAGGAUCAGAUUAACUCUACACAACACCAAAAACCUUUUUUCCUCAUUAUUUUAAUGAUUUUUUUUCAUGCACCCUUAUAAUUUUUUUCUUUUCAAAUUGUUGUAAAUGUAUUCCUCAAUCUACCUCUGCUAUCAACUAUUUCGAUUUCCUCAUUCUUUUUCAUUUCAUUCGCAUUUUCUUUUUCUCCCGAAAACACAACAACAGAUGAAUUCAAACGGGAUUUCUCCCACACUUUCGACAGUAUUACACACACACACACAUAUAAACUGAAACUUACUGUGAUACGCAUCCAUGAUUCCCACCAUCGAUCAUCAGCAUCCAUGCUUCAAACUUUGACACACUUUUCUUGGAUACCAAAGCAUUCAUCUGGCCUUUUGCGUCAGCUGAAAAGUGCUCAGACGAUAAGACCUCAGACAUACGCUAGGAAAAUUUUAUCAUAAAUCCCCUGAGCCCCCAAACCCCUGCCCUCCAUCCUCUCUGGACCCCUCUCCUGUGCCUCGGUAAAAUCGUGAGAUUAAAAAGAGCCAAACGACAGGCAAGAGGAGCAGCGACUGAAGAGGAUCCGAGGGAAAUGUGCAGGGGGAAAUCCACCAACCAAGAAGCGGAGGGAAGACAUGUGAUGUCACCAUCUUUUCUUAUUUUAUUUUUGCAACACACGGAUGAAACCAAAAAUGAAACCAAAACCAAAACCAAUGGACUAAAACUGAACUUUGCUCAAUGGAAUGAAACCAAAAACCAGGAGUGGGCUACAGGAGGUGCACGAGGAGGAUGUUUUUAGAGUAGCAAGACUCGAUGACGUGAACAAAGACUCGACGUGACUUUUGAUCAUUCCUUCACCUCCUCCCUCCUUUCCGUUAAGUCGAUGCGUUCGCUCUCCUUCCUGGACGGGAGAAUAUUUAUUAACCUCAUCGAACUGAACUUCAGAAUAUAUAUAUAUACAUAUAUAUUUUGUUUUAUUGCUUUAGUUUUUUCCUCUUGGUCUGUCUGUUUAUGCCGUAUGACUCGUCUCAUUGCUUUAUAUUUUUGGGAUAAUGGGGUGACGUAUUGCCUAUUUUCAUAUUUCGUGUGUUUCGUCAUUUUGAUCGUGCCGUGGGGGGAGGGGAGGUUUCCCUCAUCAGGCGGUUUGAAACAAUACUGUGAACAUGUAGCUUCCAAGUUUUGCUUCGAUUGCGAAUGUUGUGAAACAAUAAGCCAAAACUGAAGAAAUACCAAAUCGAAAACGUUUUUUUUUUCUUUUCGUUCUUGUUGUCGUUGUUGUUGACACCAAAUAGCGACUUAACCAAUGCACAACGCAUGGAGAAGGAGCAUAUUGGUGCUAGGUCUCAUCGAGGAGAGAUUGUAUGUGAGACGUGUGUGUUUGUGAGAACAUGGAAGCUCAUCUCCAGCAUGGAAACCAAACCGAAACACGACCGCUAAGCCAAUGUAACUUUCACUCGGCGGAACGUUUUUGACUAUGUGACCUUAGAUGCAUACAAAAACGCAGACAAACGAGAAAUGUAGAAGAUGGGGCGGGGUGGGGCUGGGGUUUCAAAUCAACUGGAGAUCCAGUUGACCUUACACUUCUAGAGGGAAUGUACCUGUUAGUGCUUUGAUAGAUUUUGUAGGAAAAAAAAAUCUAUGUUCAACUGCUUACUAUUGCUAAUGUAAAAAAAAAAGGCUGUGAUAAAAUAGUCCUUAUGAAAUGUUGAUGAUAAUGACUUGAUUUUAGACCAAAAGCUUUAAACCGUCUCUCUUUGAUUUUUUUUUUUCCCUCGAAAAUUUGUAUUUAUUGUGUGAGGGGAGGGUGUAUCGAUGAUUUUUAUGUUUCCAACUCUUCAUCUUAUUUAUUGGCUUAUUUAUGUAUUUAUAGCGAUUUAAUUUAUCGAUUCAGUCUCUUUGUUAAGUCUUCGUAAAACAAAACUGGGCGACUGUGGGGUAGCUUCGAUAAACUAAAACAAAACUAAAGACACAGUGGUGUUUUAAAAACCACAACUGACUGUUGUUUCCAUGGGCACCUUUUAAAAAGGACGUGUCCACCACUUUUGACGAGAGAUUGAAAAAAGCUGGGCUAAUUUUAUGCAUAACUCUUGUUCGAAAUUUUCGUUUCGUUUAGGAUUUGCUCCAUUUUUUUAGAUGCGUUUGAUGAGGGAAAACGAGUGAGAGAGAUGCGCUUCUGCAUAUACCUCAUGUGUAAUUAGAAAUGCCAAAUAGAUGGAAAAAAAGCUUUAAGAAUUUGACAAGGGGAGCAGAGGAGAUGUUGCUCAGGAGAGGGUCUUUUUAGCGUCUUUUUCGCGUGAGUACAAGGGUUCACAGACUUUCCCCAGAUUGUCCGGUUCAAACGUCCGGCCCACAACCGGUUUUUAAGAACAGUAUGGCAGGUUUUUUGUUUUUUACAUUGGUUUUCUAUGUGUACGUUGCUCAUGUGAUUAUUGGUUUUUGUAUAUAUCUCUUCUGUGUGUGUGUUGGUGUGUGUGGAAGGCGCUGCUGUAGAGGGCCCCGAAUGAUACCAAAGUUAAACCUCUACCGCGGGACCUCGCACAUGCUAGACGCGCUCAAAUGCAUGGACGUUCUUGUAGACAUGCACACGCAAAACUGUUCAUUAACCGACCAUAUACAGCAGGAAUGUCCAUGACUGCAUCGUUGUCGUUGUGCAGUAUAUGUUCUGUUGUUUUGCAUUGCCAAAUAGAGGUCAAUCUCACUUUUAAAUAGACUUAUCUGAAUUUUCUACCUUAGCUACAUUUUGAUUAGAACGUAGAACACUUAUUUUGACAAUUUAAAAUGAAUAUCAAAUGCAACACUGUUUAGUUUUGCUUUUUCUUCAACUACUACAGCUUCAGUCCAAAGGUAACUGAUUAGGUCAACAAAGGGAGAUUCUCUCCCUCAAACCUCAAGAGUUGAAACCAAAGAGUUCUGUCGUAACAUGUUCAUCAGGAAACAUGCGAAUGCUUUUUCUUUUGUCCUCAGAACACAAACCCGCUUCACUUUUUGACAUUUGAUGUUGACGAUGACGAUGCCAACUACACGACGAUGGUCACUUUCGACUCUGUAUCUGCGUUUUUUGCGAAGAUCCUUUUUCCUCUCUGUCGGUGUGUGUCUCGCUCUUACCUCAGAAGCUCUUCAUGGAAUUUGAAUCUGGAUUUUGCGUUCAGAACUGUUGAACUGUCUGUUACUCAUCGCUCUCUGUGUGCCUGUUGUAUGG
Molecule: messenger RNA, 6682 nt
Organism: Danio aesculapii
Lineage: Eukaryota; Metazoa; Chordata; Actinopteri; Cypriniformes; Danionidae
Gene: pou2f2a
Product: POU domain, class 2, transcription factor 2
Exons: 16
Coding region: 844-2922 (692 amino acids)
Biological process (GO): regulation of transcription by RNA polymerase II
Cellular component (GO): nucleus
Molecular function (GO): DNA-binding transcription factor activity, RNA polymerase II-specific; RNA polymerase II cis-regulatory region sequence-specific DNA binding
Source: RefSeq, a predicted model, not a curated record